AUGCAAUUCCUCCGAUCCAGCGUCACCACCACGGCCAAGCGCCUCGGCUGCCGCAACCUCUCGGCCUUGAGCCCGAGCACGAUCAGCAUCAUCAAGGCAACGAGCCCCGUCGUCGCCGAGCACGGCUACACAAUUACGAGCACCAUGUACGGCACAAUGCUGACGAGCGACCCGGCCAUCUCGGCGCUCUUCAACCCGAGCCACCAAAAGGUGCUGCCGGGCGAGACCCGCGCGCGCCAGCCGUCGGCCCUCGCGGCUGCCGUCGGCGCGUACGCUGCCAACAUUGACAACCUCGGUGUGCUCACGUCGGCCGUCGAGCGCAUGGCGCAGAAGCACGUGUCGCUCUACAUUUUGCCCGAGCACUAUGGCGUCGUGGGCACGCACCUCUUGGCCGCGAUCAAGACCGUCCUCGGCGAGGCGGCGACGCCCGAAAUUCUGAAAGCGUGGGGCGAAGGCUACUGGUUCCUGGCCGACAUUCUUAUCGAGCGCGAGCGCAAGCUCCGCGAAGAGAAGGCCGCGUCCGUCGGUGGCUGGGAAGGCUGGCGCGACUUUGUCGUGGCCAAAAAAGUGCACGAGUCGGAUGAAAUCACGUCCUUUUACCUUCGCCCGGCGGACGGCGGCUCGGUUGUCGGGUUUGAAGCCGGGCAAUACGUCGGCCUUCGCUUCGACACGCCCGAGUUUACGACGCAGCGCAACUACUCGCUCUCCAACGCCCCCAACGCGAAUGAAUACCGCAUCACGGUCAAGCGCCAAGCGCCGCUGAGCGAGGGCGGACCUGUCGGUCAAGUCUCGACGUACCUGCACGACUCGCUUCGCGAAGGCAGCGUCGUCAAGGUCGGCGUGCCCUGCGGCGAUUUCUUCCUCACGGUCGACCACGACAAGCCCAUUGUGCUCUUGAGCGGCGGUGUCGGCGUGACGCCGCUUGCGUCGAUGGUCGACGAUCUCCUUCUGAACCAGAAGUGCGCGAACCAAAUCACGAUGCUCAACGCGGCGCGGAGUCCGUCGGUCGAGGCGCUGCACGACACGUUCGUCGCGCGCGCGGCCACGCACGCGAACUUCAAGUUCCACGCGCUGUAUGACACGGCUGUGGACGCGGCGGCGCUCGAGCGCAUCGUGCCCAACAAGGACGCACACUUUUACUUCUGCGGUCCGCCCGGCUUUAUGCACGCGAUCCAAACCAUCCUCCGCGGCUGGAAGGUGCCCGAGGACCACAUGCAUUUCGAGUAUUUUGGCCCGCACAAGGAGGAUGCGUAA
Saprolegnia parasitica CBS 223.65 is the source of this 1254-nucleotide messenger RNA. RefSeq lists its product as hypothetical. The transcript is spliced from 3 exons. Gene Ontology annotation, biological process: nitric oxide catabolic process; cellular response to nitrosative stress. NCBI's taxonomy places the organism in Eukaryota, Oomycota, Saprolegniomycetes, Saprolegniales, Saprolegniaceae. The record is from RefSeq and is a predicted model, not a curated record. Gene Ontology annotation, cellular component: intracellular anatomical structure. The coding region runs from base 1 to 1254 and encodes 417 amino acids. Gene Ontology annotation, molecular function: FAD binding; heme binding; oxygen binding.